Messenger RNA from Pungitius pungitius (ninespine stickleback), 2615 nucleotides. RefSeq names its product interleukin 10 receptor, alpha (gene il10ra). The record is from RefSeq and is a predicted model, not a curated record. Lineage: Eukaryota; Metazoa; Chordata; Actinopteri; Perciformes; Gasterosteidae. The coding region runs from base 231 to 1934 and encodes 567 amino acids. The transcript is spliced from 7 exons. Gene Ontology annotation, biological process: cytokine-mediated signaling pathway. Gene Ontology annotation, cellular component: plasma membrane. Gene Ontology annotation, molecular function: protein binding; cytokine receptor activity.
UUUUGGGAGACCUAUUCAAAUAAUUAGGCAGAAAAAACAGUCUCCUCUUCAUACAUCUUUCACCGAUGAACAGAGAACACGUCAGUGAGCUGCUUCUCCACUGAAUGCAUCCAUCGUUACCAAGUUCAUCUGAACUGUCGCGCGGACUCGCUGUGGAGGAAAUAUGAUUUGGUUCACUGGUGAUUGGAUUAAGGACCUUUUAUGGUGGCCACUGCAUGAAUUAUGAUUGAAUGACAAUUCCUCUCCAGACACCAGACAUGGAUAUGAGCAUUAAGACACCGCUUCUUGUCUUCCUAAAUGUCUACAUACAUUUUGUGUCGGGAUUGAACCUCCCUCAGCCUGACAAACUGGUCGUGACAAUUUUGGAUGGGGAGGUAAUAGUACAUUGGAGACAUCCUGCAGAGCCCCCAUCGAACUUCACCUACAAUGUACAAAUGGGAAAGUACGAUGGUGACUGGGCCACGGUGGCCAGCUGCACCGGGAUAAAAAGGACCUACUGUGAACUUAGCGGCCUCCUACAUGACUAUCGCUCUAAAUACAAAGUCAGAGUUCAGCUGGUUGCGGGAGAUGACGAGUCGCAGUGGACACAAAAUAGAUUCCUCCCAAAUAUGAGUGAACUGCAGCCUCCCUCCUUCACCUUGUGGGCAACGUCCAGCACUCUGACGGUUUAUGUUCACCCAAAACCCAUUCUGAAAAAACUCUUUCCUUAUGGGCUCACCUACACCAUACACCUGGAGGAGAGGGGACAACAUAAAAAGAACACGACAGCGUACCUGACUGAUAACACAGAGGAAGAUCAGAGGACCAAAUCUUUCAGUUCUCUCCACUGGGGACGAGAGUACUGUGUCAGCAUCAAAGUAGAGGGCAUCGGAGCCCUGUCCACCAGUAGUCUGUCCCCUAAACAGUGUCUGCUGCUGCCAGACCAAGAAUGGUACAUGAUUGCUGUGUCAUCCUUAUCUGUUCUGGGUGUGCUGGCCAGCAUUGCUAUUAUGGCAACCGUUGUCCUGUGUUACCUGAAACGUCCAGAGAAACCUCCUGCCUCAUUGAAAUUGACUGUGAGUGGCUGGCUUCCCCUCUCGGCGGGAGAAGGGAACAUGGAAGUUGUUACAGACAGAGGAUGGUUCCUGUCAACCUUCAAAACAGAAUUGAAAAACUGUGUCAGCGAUCCAGCGACGCAUGAUACAGUGAAAGAGGAAGACGUAGAGGAGGACAUGAGGAACAGCUUGGACAGCGGCCUCGGCAUGGAGUCCAAUUCUGCUACAACCAGCGGAGGAAGUCCUCCGGUGAGACAAGAGGACAGUGGCUGCGGGAGUUUAGGAGAACGGGAGAGCUCCACCAGCUGUCCCACGGACUACCCUCUGAAGGACCACGGGGCCACAGGGGUUCAGAAGAGGGACGAUAGUGGGCUGGAGCUGUGCUGCGAGCUCGAUUCUUCAUCCCUCAAGGCGGCUGGCAGUGAUUACCGCAGCCACGGCUGCUCUGCCGUGCAGAUUCAAGUCUGCGAUGAUGAGGAGCAGUUCAAGCAGAGGCUCCCUGACCCGGGUUUGGCUGAGGUGGUCUCAGGGUACCGGGCUGGCCUUCAGUCCUGUAUUUGUUCAGGAGCAGGACAGUGCACUUGGUGCCAUGAACUGGGACAUUAUGGAACCGAGGUCAUCCAAGGGUACAGGGCCCUGUGUGUGGAAAAUGGACUGGUGAGCAGCAAAUGUGAUUUUGUGGAUCCUUACCAAAGGGGACUUACAUUUUCAACUUAUCCUAAAAAAACACAAAUGGACACUGUUGUGGUGGAAGACUUUGAAACUACUUUUAUUCAGAUGGGGGAGAUUUUCCCUUUGCUUACGGCUCUAUCGCCACCGCCCCCGGUGGACAAAGGCCAGGACUUCAACAUGAACAACCUGCCCCUCUCUCUCUGUGACGUACAGCUAAUGACAGACUAAUGUGCUGUGGAAUGCAUGGACAACGCUAUUUAUAAAAUCAUUGCCACACCCUCCCAACUGAGUACCAUGGUCAUUCAUUUCCGUUCCCUAACACAACCCUAACACAAUCCUACACAAUCAUUCAAAUACAUAAUACGUUUGGAAGCAGUAGUCAGUUAGUCAGGAAACCAAUGUGAGGCCGCACAGCUGCUGACUGGCAGCCGUUGGUUCUGACUGGAGUCUCUGCAGCUCUUAGGGUUGUAAGAACAUUAGGUCAAAGCCCUUAUUCACCCGUGUUUAAACUCUGUAUAUUUACAAAACGACAAUAUGUCGGAAGUGAAACCGGCGUGGGGAGCAAUGCUGAGAAACAGUUCUUGGACAUUUUGUGACUUUGCCUGCUCUCUCCUACGCUGCCAUGUUUGUAUCCCCCGCAUGACUCUCGAAUCCCCGGAAAAGUAUUCAUUUUUUCCCCCCCCUAUCCAAACAUCAGUUAAAACAACCUAAGGGCCAUUUAAGGUGAGAAACAAAGGAGAAAGCAUAGCUUUCCCUUUUUCAAUGAUGUACGGGACAUUUUUGUCAUACAGUAAACAGCCGAAACAGCCUAAUAGCAUUAUUUCUUCAGACGUUUCCCUGAUAAAUUAUUUAUUGGGUACUCAUUGUGUAUUUAUGUGACCUGUAUGUCAAACAAAUAAACUGGAAUGC